Molecule: messenger RNA, 2014 nt
Organism: Dermacentor silvarum
Lineage: Eukaryota; Metazoa; Arthropoda; Arachnida; Ixodida; Ixodidae
Exons: 1
Coding region: 44-1318 (424 amino acids)
Molecular function (GO): zinc ion binding; nucleic acid binding
Source: RefSeq, a predicted model, not a curated record
AGGGAGAAAGAAGAAGACGGCGUUCCGAACGGUCGCGUUUUUCAUGUUCUCCGCUCCAAAGGAUUUAUCGGCCCCUGGCCGAGGUGCUGCUCAGGCGUCAGCCAGCAGCAAUGACUACCGUAUUGUGCUACCUCGUCUUCCUACCGGUAAGCUGGUUGUGGACUCCGUUUUCCUGCAUGCUGACUUAGCUGGUCGACCGUACACAGCCCAAGACUUCAGAGACGCCCUUCGGAAUGUUAUUGACCUAAAGGAAAUAAGUUCCAUUGGCCAAUUUCAGAUGUCGCACGUGUGGAUGCUGACGUGCAAGUCACCGAUGACAAAAUCAAAUCUAGUCACGUGCGGAGAUUUAUCAGUGAAAGGAAGACGCUGCAUCGUCAUGGACCCUGAGCCCACGGAAGUAAAAAUGAAGCUUUUAUGGCUACCUGAGCGUUUGGAAGACGCCUACAUUCGAGAUUCACUCCAGGCAUACGGGAAAGUGAAAUCUAUAUCAGCAGAAAGCUGGAGAGUAUCGGAGAUGGAAGAAAUGCGUACUCUAAAUCGUGAUGUGGUGUUGUCUCUUGCUGACGGAGUAGGUGUGGGUGACGUUCCACAUCUCCUACCUGUCUGUGGAGUGCAGAGCCUUGUACUGAUUCCAGGCAGACCCCCGCUUUGUCUCCGCUGUAACAAGGUUGGCCACAUUCGUCGCAAUUGCUGCAGAACUCCACGUUGUGAAGACUGCCGGCGCUUUGGCCACACAGCUGAAGAAUGUGUGGUAACAUACGCCGACAAGUUACGACAUAGGACACGACCUCCUGAUGAAUGCGUGCAAGAACACAUAAUGGACGCCACAGAGGUUCUCGACGCGACCGGAGAUGUUCCUUCUGCCGCGGAGACCAGUUGUGCCGGCAAGUCUCGUCUAGAUGUAAAAGACAAUGUCAUCGCACAACCGCCCAAGGACAAGGAAGGUAGCAAAGCGACAGAUGAUCAGUCCAAGCAACAGUGCAAUGAGGCGCCCGUAAUCACACAGCCAGUUCCUGCCCAGCAAGCUAAAGAGGCAGCCGAAAAUGAAUCAUCUGCUUCACCCAAGCUUCUCGACACGUGCCCUGUGCUGGUAGAGGACAGACGAAGUAACGCGGAUGCAUCAAUUCCGAAGCGCCGCGCGACAAACACAUCAGAAACAAGCACGGACAGCGACACGACCAGUACCACAAGAAAAGCACGUCGCCGCAAGACAUCGAAACACUCAGGAAAGUGCCGACGAUCACGGUCCAGGAGGCCUGGUGGGGGUUCGGAGGGAGCCUCACCGUUGCCAUCAAGGACCGACCACAUAGAUAAUUAGGUCCGUAUAGUGGUUAGUCACCAUGGCGCUGACACAGCAACUUCUCUUCGCAACUUUGAAUGUACGGGGCCUUAGGUCUUUGCAGAAACAGGCACAGCUUCGCCGGCUUUUAUCUAGGCAUCGCCUCGACUUCGUCGCCGUGCAGGAGACGAAGAUUGAGAGUGAUGACGAAACAGAAAGGGCCUUGCGACCUUUUCUGUCUGAAUAUAAUGUCUGCGUUUCACACGCCCUUGGUUUAUCCGCGGGCUGCUUCCUGUUUCUGAAAAAGAGCCUACUUUGUUCAGCAUUUAGUUACCAUGUGGACGCUGAAGGCCGAUACAUAUACUGCGAUUUUGUGUUGCAGGGUGUGCCAUGGCGAAUAGUUAACCUCUACGCAUUUAAUGACGCUGCCAAACGAAUUCUUUUAUUUGAUACUGUGUCUAAUCUACUGGACUGUGAACGCUGCAUUGUGUUAAUGGGAGAUUUCAAUUGUGUAUGUGAUCCGAGUGAUCGAAGUGGGAUUAACAUUCAGCGAGACAGGAGUGGUGAAGUUUUGUCUAACGUGAUAGAGAAUGCAGGGCUCAUAGAUAUAGGAGCGUCGGGACAGGGUUCUUGCUCUUAUACACGAAUUCAAGGUCACUCUUACGCCCGCCUUGAUCGAAUUUAUGUCUCUUCAUCACUCCUCUCCCGAGGACUGUCUUGUAGUACUAUCCCAGU